UUCGCUCUGCCUGUUUACUUUAUGAUGUCUAAAUGAAAUCCUCUUGAAAGUCCCAGUAAAGUGAAGUUUUAAAAGGAUAUCUGAAUAAACUGCUCCUGUCAUACUGUUCUGAUUCAGAGGAACACACGUUGUGGACAUGACUCGUGAUCUGAUGCUCGGAGAUGAACUCCCUGAUUGGGUGGGAGCCAAGGAGUUUCAUCAAAAGUAUGAGCCCAAGGAGGUAAUUGGCAGGGGUGUAAGCAGUGUGGUACGCAGGUGUGUAAAUAAACACACAGGACAGGAACUAGCUGUAAAGAUCAUUGAGAUCACAGCGGAGAAGAUGACUCCGCAACAGUUGGAGGAGGUUAAAAGCUCUACAAUAAAAGAGAUUCAUGUCCUCAGUGUGGUGAAAGGGCACCCGUCGAUCAUCACUCUUGUAGAUUCCUAUGAAUCAACAACCUUCAUCUUUUUGGUAUUUGACCUCAUGAGAAGGGGUGAGCUGUUUGAUUAUCUAACAGAAAAGGUCACUCUUAGUGAAAAGGAGACCAGGAGUAUGAUGCGUGCUCUUCUGGAGGCAGUUCAGUAUCUUCAUUCCCUUAAUAUCGUACACCGGGACCUCAAACCUGAAAAUAUCCUCCUGGAUGACCAGGGACACAUCAAACUGUCAGAUUUCGGUUUCUCAGUACAGCUGCAACCUGGAGAAAAGCUGAGAGAGCUGUGUGGAACUCCAGGAUAUCUUGCACCAGAGAUUCUGAAAUGUUCUAUGGAUGAAACACAUGAAGGAUAUGGAAACGAGGUUGACUUAUGGGCAUGUGGUGUGAUCUUGUUUACUCUUCUUGCUGGCUCUCCACCUUUCUGGCACCGCAAACAGCUGCUGAUGCUAAGAAUGAUCAUGGAGGGUCGUUAUCAGUUCAGCUCUCCAGAGUGGGACGACAGGUCUGACACAGUUAAGGACUUGAUCUCAAGACUUUUAGUUCUGGAUCCCACGGUUCGUCUUUCAGCUGAGCAAGCCUUAGCUCAUCCUUUCUUCCGCCAGUACCAGAGGGAGGAGGUGCGGCUCUUUAGCCCCAGAAAGACGUUCAGGGUGUUGAUCUUAACAGUUUUGUCCUGUAUUCGGAUGUAUUCCCGCUAUAAUCGGGCCAGACCUCUUACACGAGAGCUCCUGAUAAGAGACCCUUACUCUUUGAGAGCUGUGCGAAAGCUUAUCGAUGGAUGUGCUUUUCGCAUAUAUGGACACUGGGUCAAGAAGGGAGAGCAGCAGAACCGUGCCGCUCUUUUCCAGAACACUAGCAAAAUCCUUAUACCAGGUCUUGAGGAUCUUGACAGCUAGAGUAAUGUAUAUUGUAUGUCUAAAGAUAUUCCACACAUGUUUAUUAGAAUUUUAAUAAGAGUAUGUUUUAUUGUUACAGAUAUUCAUUUGGUCAGACGUCAGAUGCACACAGUCUAUUUUUAUGUUUCUUCUUAAUCACUGUGAUAUUAAAGGUGGAUGGUGCUUCAUUCAUACAAGCUUAUACUAGAAAGACCUCACCUUUUAUCUUUUUGGUAAUUUGUUUUUAAUAUUCACUGAUUUCAGUGUAUGAAUGUAUCUUCUGUUGGACCUUCAGACUACAGUUGCAGCUCUUCUUUGAACACAUUCACUGCAGACAGGGCACACACUGAGCUAUAGUGAACAGCUGAAUAAGCAAACACUGGACACCAAACGUGGAAUAUUUGGAUCAGUUAUCUAUAAUACAUGGACUUACGUUUCAGCCAACCAUUCCUUUUACAAUAUUAUUCCAACUAUCCAGCUGACCUCAUUUCAUCACUGCACACUUAAGAAUCAUUUUAAUGAAUGUUUUACAUUUACAUUUUAAUUUACAUGUUUUAUGACUGAGUACUGUAUUAACUAUUAAUUAAUUAAAACGUUUACUAUGUUACUACUCGAAGGAAAGCAGAAUUUUCAAAAUGCUGAUAUGCCUACAUUAAUCAUUUCUGGAAAAUGGAAUUGUCUGGUGCACAGCAGCAGUAAUGCAGAUUAUUCUUUCCAUAAAUGUAAAUUUGUAAUUAAAUAAAUGCCUUAUCAUUUUAU
Molecule: messenger RNA, 2047 nt
Organism: Trichomycterus rosablanca
Lineage: Eukaryota; Metazoa; Chordata; Actinopteri; Siluriformes; Trichomycteridae
Gene: phkg2
Product: phosphorylase kinase, gamma 2 (testis)
Exons: 10
Coding region: 137-1309 (390 amino acids)
Biological process (GO): protein phosphorylation; glycogen biosynthetic process
Cellular component (GO): phosphorylase kinase complex
Molecular function (GO): calmodulin binding; ATP binding; phosphorylase kinase activity
Source: RefSeq, a predicted model, not a curated record